Messenger RNA from Coprinopsis cinerea okayama7#130, 1947 nucleotides. RefSeq lists its product as hypothetical. The record is from RefSeq and is a predicted model, not a curated record. NCBI's taxonomy places the organism in Eukaryota, Fungi, Basidiomycota, Agaricomycetes, Agaricales, Psathyrellaceae. The transcript is spliced from 5 exons. The coding region runs from base 1 to 1947 and encodes 648 amino acids.
AUGUCUGCCAUUCCCCCGAAGAUCAUCGCUCAAGCGAAAUCUUACGAUGCUUCAGUCUUUAAAUUAAUCUAUGACAGAAUCGUUCCAAGGAACUAUUCAAUCCCGCUCCUCGAGUCUCUCUUGACUCACUUCCAGAUGGAUAAGCUUCCCAAGGCCACGUCCCACUCUGCGAUAGAGAGCCUGUUCAAAGCAAAGCCAAUGCUCUCAAUUAUGUCCUGCCUCAGUCGAUGCCUCGACAACUGCUACUAUACCGAGACUCAACUCCAGUCCACUACCGACAAGGUCCACGAUUGCAUUGAGGGCAUCCUUAGCUGGACUCUACUUUUCGUGAACCACAUCUUCUCCCCAAAGUCCAAACAUGGUCUCGAGAUGAAGAACAGGGUGGGCCAUAGGGCGUGUCUGCUUCUGUCCCGGCUACUGCGCCUUGACACUCGCAUUGACCAAGUGGUGGCCGAAUCGGAGAAGACAUUUGAGGUCAUGCUCACAAGCUGGAUAACUUGUGAUAUCAUUACGCUCUCUUCUUCGGCUCUCUUCGCCCUUAUUCUCAGGGAACACAUGGACGAAACUCUGGAAAGAUUUGAAAAGACCUCCUUUAUCGCCUACCUCCUCUCCGAUGAAAAACGCCUCGUCCGGCUUGCAAAAGGCGUUGUUGCGCACUUGGACCGAGUCCGCGAGAUACUUGAGAGCAGUGUGCAAUUGACUGACGAGACGGUUGUGCCGUUCAACCGUCUCAGCCACAACCAGUCAGUAUAUCGCGCACUGCGUCGGGCUGGGUUUCUCCAAUCAUGGGUGAAGACCUUAGUAGCGUGUUUGGACCAACCUGUCGAUCUGGAUUUUACAAUGUUACUGGCAGCCAACACGCUUCGGAUGUCGUACCAGGCUCAUGCAAGCCCAUGGUCAGGACUGGAAGCAGUAAUCGAGGCUGGAAUCCACGACGUACUGCUUCAGUGCAUGAAAAACGAUGCAAGUGGCACUUCAAAUGAGCUUUACAUCUACUUUCUCAAGGUGUAUAGCCACUAUGCCAACCACCCUCGCGGAAUCAAGCUCCUUGAACCUAUCAUCAUGUCCUUGGAGAUUCCAGAGGAUUGUGUCGAGAUCUCGGUCGAUGCUUUCCGCACCCGGGUUGAUCUGCUGCAGAGGAUGGAUGAAUCUCCUCACCUCUUCACGCUCUGCGACAACGAAUCACAUGGGAGUAUGGUCAAGGACGAAAAGGCACUUGUCGUCAAAGGUAAGGGGCCUGAAGGGGUGGCGACUUGCUCCAACUGCCACUCGGCCUUUUACUGCGAUCCCAUUUGCCAGAAGGAGGACUGGACGCGGCGACACAAGGCGCAAUGCUCAGCACUGAGAUCACGCUACAUCGAAAACGAGUCUAGCAAGGCCCUGGUCUCUUAUCAAUAUCGCCUCUUCUCGAUUCAGUUGAGUCUAUCAACUCUCGACGGAAUCGAGGAUGGUAGCGUCACACCAUUUCCCAUACCGAAUCUAGCAAGCGAAUUUCCGGACUGGUUGAACGUUCCCUCAUCCGGGACCGACAUCAUGGCUGUGGAGCUCAUAAGUAUCAUGUGUCAUGAGCCAGCUGCUAUUCUUGUGACCAUGGACCAUUUUGUCGACACUCACUCCGCGGCGAAGAUAGGUCCUGUCGCCGCAGAACGCGUCCGGGAGAUGGCUACAGCAGUCGUUCAGAAGCGCAAGAAAGGUAGCCAAUCGAAGCUGGUUGCUUCCAUCCUCACAGCUGUUCCUCAGUACCAGUUUGUCCUGAUAAUGGAAGUGGAAAAAGACGUCAAAUCGGGGAAGUAUGUCUGUCUUCAACAUGUCGCUAGCAUCCGGGAUCGGUUGCACUCACCCUUUGGCAAUGGUGUGCUCACACAGAGCCCUAUUGAGCCUGAUGUUAUGGACACGGCGUCGUACGAAAUUACAGUUGACCAAAGAGGGGAGCAGGUCUACCUCUGA